CAUGCACUUGACGGGUCGUAAAAUGAGAACAAUUAAAAUAAUUAGUGAUUUUUUUGUGUAGUACCUAUUUCUAAAUAAAAUACCUGCUUAAUUUGUUUUGUAAAGUAAAAACAUUGCCACUGAAAUUGAGCAAAUAACGAAUGUUUCAUCUGGUGCCUUUAAGUUAGUAAUAUUUAAUGAUUAGCAGUCAUUAAGAAUUGAUAUAAUCAUUAAUUUCUAUGAACUCAAAAAGCGAAACUGACGAAGCUUCAAGGGGGAGCGAAGCAUCAUCGUCAAAUAACGAGUCGACCCCAAGUGAUUCCAAGGGUCAUACAGAAGCGAGUUUAUGCGCGGAAACGAGCUCGAACAAAACUCGGGACAUUAUGAAGCGAGCCGCCGCAAGACAGUUGAUUGAACGAUAUUUUUACCAACUUGUAGAUGGCUGUGGAAACCCUAACUGUGACAAUCAGUACUGUGCAUCUAGUGGAGAGGCUAGAAACCUGACUCCAAAUGAAGCAGCAGCAGAGGCAAUUAAGUUAUUCUAUAAAGAAGCACGUCUGUGUGACACUCUGCCCAACAAGGUUCCCAGGACGGAGGUCAACAGUGUUUGUGCUUCCGGCGCGAGCACAGCCGGUACAACAUCAAACAUAACAAUGAAAAAUGAUUUGGAGUGUCAAAAUGACUCAGCCUCAUGUAGCACAUCACCUUUCAAACCAGAGUCUAGUCAGCAAGAUGGUUGCCAAUCUCCUCUUAGACGUAAUAAUGGUGCGCCGCUAACCGAGGAGCGUAUAUACGAACUGUGCGAUGAAUGUCUUCAAACAAAGAAGCCACAAGUCCUCAUCAGAGCUCUGGGUGAAGCGUUCACUCAGCCUGCAAUAUUGGCUAGAUGUUUUCAAAGGAAAUUAAGUGAUGGUCACACUGGGAGUGAAGGCAAAAAGAAAAUAGAUAAAGAGUCAAAAGCGAUGUGUUCCUCGAGUGACCCAGACAAGGAUGUGGACAGCGUGGCAGGGCCCGGCCUCGACGUGGCCUCGUGUCGGAGAGCCUUCCAAUACCUCGCUAAAGUGCCGUCAGAAUACUACAGCUCCGCGUUAGUCACCGCGCUGUGUACGCUCGGGGAAAACCUCACGAUUGAACUGCAGUACAAGAAGAUGAGCCUGGACGACGCGGUCAACUGCUUCGUCAUAGCCUUUGAAGUGCCCGACCUGGGCUGCAGCGAUUACUUGGAGAUAGCACUGCCACUGCUGUGCAUAUCUAUUGAACGUUUGCCCAUCAAAGCACAAGCGAAAUUAGCUCGAGUGUGGGCGCAGCAUUGCAAAGAGAGCUUGCGCCAUAUACUGGAGACGCUGCAGCAACUCAUCACGCUGCGGGUGAUCUCCACCAACUACGUGCGGCACUUCACAGUGCAGGACGACACUACUGUCACCAUGGCCACUAAAGUUAUGAAGAUAGUGUACUACGCCAACAUGCUCGCGGGCGUGAUGGAGCCUAGCACGCUGCGCGAGGAGCCGGUGGUCAUCACCAGUCAGCUGGACCCGCUGGGCGACGCGCUGGACCACCUCUACCCGCUGUCGUCGCUCAAGAACUCCAAGCAAAUACCCUAUGAAGACCCACUAGCUAUUGAAUUAGAUAUAAAUGUAUUAGACGCUAGGAAACCUUAUUUGCCAUUUGAAGAGUUCUACAACGAACCCCUUAGUGAUACAAUAGAGAUGGAUAUAGAUUUAGCUAAUUGUAAAAGUGAAAUUGAUGAAAUAGGUCAUAAGUUUUCGUUCCUCAAAUACCCGUUCAUACUGACAGCCGCGACCAAAUCCUUGGGCUUAUAUUAUGAGAAUCGUAUCCGAAUGUACUCAGAGCGUCGAGUGUCGUUGUUACACGCGGUGGUGGGCGCGGCGUCGCCCAUGCCCUUCCUGCGGCUCAAAGUGAGGAGGUCUCACAUCAUUGACGACGCGCUAGUUGAGUUGGAGAUGAUAGCUAUGGAGCGCGCGUUAGAUCUGAAGAAGCAGCUGGUGGUGGAGUUCGAAGGCGAGCAGGGAAUAGACGAAGGCGGCGUAAGCAAGGAGUUCUUCCAGCUCGUGGUGGAGCAGAUCUUCAACCCCGACUACGGCAUGUUCACGCAGCGGCAGGACGAGCACACUGUCUGGUUUAACCCCACAUCAUUCGAGACGGAAGCUCAGUUCACACUCAUUGGUAUAGUUUUAGGGCUGGCGAUAUAUAAUAAUAUUAUACUAGCGGUCAACUUCCCUAUGGUGGUUUACAGAAAACUCAUGGGGAAAAAAGGUUCCUUUGAAGAUUUGGCAGAUUGGAAUGCGACUUUGUACAACGGUUUAAAAGACAUGUUAGAAUACACGGAAAAUGAUUUAGAAGAAGUAUACUAUCAGACGUUCAGGAUAUGUUACACGGACGUUUUUGGCAACAACAUAUUUCAAGAUCUCAAAGAAAAUGGCGACAACAUAUUCGUUACGCAAGAUAAUAAAAGAGAAUUUGUAGACCUAUACGCAGAUUUUCUACUGAACAAGUCAGUGGAGACGCAGUUCAAGGCGUUCAGACGCGGCUUCGUGAUGGUCACGGACGAGAGCCAGCUGGGGACGCUGUUCCGCCCCGAGGAGGUGGAGACGCUCGUCUGCGGCAGUAAGAAUUUCGACUUCAAUGAACUAGAAAAAUCAACAGAAUAUGAUGGUGGAUACACAUCGGAGUCACAAACUAUUAAAGACUUUUGGAGCAUCGUUCACAGUUUAUCUUUAGAGGACAAGAGAAAGCUUCUUCAGUUCACCACAGGGUCCGAUAGAGUCCCAGUAGGGGGUUUAAGCCAUUUAAAACUAGUUAUAGCGAGAAACGGCCCCGAUUGCGCGCGGUUACCGACCGCCCAUACAUGCUUCAAUAUACUUCUCCUCCCAGAAUAUGAAAGCAAAGAGAAACUCCAAGACAGACUGAUGAAAGCGAUUAGCUAUUCAAAAGGCUUCGGCAUUAUUUAACGUCCAUCGCUUAUAGUCCUCUCGAACAAACUGUUACUCGCGUUGAUGUAAAAUAUACAGAUGUUGAUUUUGAAUCUUAUGCUGAUUGUAAUAACGUUAAUUAUUAUAUUAUUAUUUGAUGUAUUAUUUUGCUGCUGUGCCAUGUCUGUUAUGAUAUAAAUAACCCGAUUUCAGUCAUGAUAGUCUUUGAUAUUAGUGUUUAAAAGUCUCAAGAUCACUGUUUUGGCUAAUUGCUCAUUUUCAUUGGUCGAUAACUCGAUCGAUACGUAGCGUGCGAGGACUCCCACGACGGAAUAAAGACUAGUCAAAAUUCAACAAUUGAUGGAAAUUAUAGAACUUCUAGACAUAAGAGUAGGGAAUAGUCCAAUGGAAAUUAUUAUUGUUUCACAUAUUAUGCGGGCCUUAUGGCAUGCGUUUUAAAAGUCGCCCGCACGUCGAAUACAUUUCCUAUUGACGCGAUAAAUUAAAACAAGCCUUAGUAGUAACCUCAUAAGGGUCUGCCGUAAGCAGACUGAUAACUGAAUGUCGAUUUUAUCCAUUUUGAAUAGAGUUACGGUUAGGGUUUAGACUUGGUCUUGAAGGGGUAAAUUCGCCUUCUUGAAGGGGUAAAUUCGCCUUUGUCUUGAAGGGCUAAAUUCGCCAUUUGGUAAAUUGGCAAGAUACUGGAUGCCAAUACAUUGCAUCUACAAGCAUCGCGCGAACUUAAAAUACGCGUGUAAAUUAACGUACGUUAACGUGCGAAAUGAUUCGUGGCGAAUUUGCCUCUUCAGGGCCUACGGCUUAGUUAUAAAAGCACGAGUAAAAGAACUAUGUUGCAGUCACAAAUUCUAUCCGGUGUAUUAACUACAACCGCACUCUACGACAGUUGGGUAACUUGAAACAAAACAAAAAAAGCAGGCGUCAAAUGUUCCUAUAUUUGACGCUAGGUAGCAUAUGAAUCGCUUAGUUUUCUUUGAUUUCACACAUAGCCUAAUAUUUCACAUAUAGUUGAUUCAGGAUCAAACGGAGAGUUGCCUCACUCUAGUUCACUCUGCUAUAACUCUAUUUAACUGGGAUAAGAUCGAGAUUAGGUUGUCCGUCAAAAGCCACUGGCCGUGACUGCGUUGACCCUAAGGGCCGGCGCCAUAUGGCGGAGCGCAGCGCAGAGCAUGCCCGCGAAGUUUUCUAAUCGCAUGAAUUUGUACCAGAUAAUGCGCGAGCACGCUCGGGAUUGCGCGCGGAUGCGCGAGUAUCCGCACGGAUGCACAAUUGAUUUUAGAUAUUAUUUCAAUGAGGAUAAUGUCGAUAAUAUUUUGACUGAAAAAUGCUCUGCGCUGCGCUCCGCCAUAUGUACCCCGGCCCUAACGAUAUACUUUAAUAAUGUACUUAUAUUUUGAAGAUGUUUAACAGACUUCAAAAAUAAAAUGGCGGUUCUGAAUUCGACGCAUAUUUCAUUUUUUAUUUUUAAGUAUAUUUUCGCCAGGAUAAUAUCGCUGUUUGUAUAUCUUGUAUAUUUCAUAUCAAUGACAAACAAAUGCCUAUUGUUGUAAAGCCAAAAGUAAAGUUGUGGCGUAUUUUUAACAUUGAUAUAAUUAAUUAAUUAAAAUUUGUUUUAUUUAUACAUGAA
Maniola jurtina (meadow brown) is the source of this 4554-nucleotide messenger RNA. It is a transcript of the gene Ube3a, whose product is annotated as ubiquitin-protein ligase E3A. Gene Ontology annotation, molecular function: ubiquitin protein ligase activity. The record is from RefSeq and is a predicted model, not a curated record. Bases 219 to 2948 code for a protein of 909 amino acids. NCBI's taxonomy places the organism in Eukaryota, Metazoa, Arthropoda, Insecta, Lepidoptera, Nymphalidae. Gene Ontology annotation, biological process: protein polyubiquitination. The transcript is spliced from 16 exons.